AUGGGAAGCAAAGGCCGCAUGCCACCGCCACAGCAUUUACGCCGCCCGCAUCCACAUCCACCAGGUCCCGCCAUGCUCCACCACGCGCUUCCACCACCAGCUCCCGGUCCAUUCGAUCUCAUGCCGCCGCCUGCGGUAAUGGAACAAAAACUCGCGUCACAGCACGGCGAAAUGCAGAGAUUAGCCACUGAGAAUCAGAGGCUGGCUGCCACACACGGUGUUCUGAGACAGGAGCUUGCGGGGGCGCAACAUGAGCUGCAGAUGUUGCACGCGCAUGUGGGAUCGCUUAAGACGGAGAGGGAGCAGCAGAUGCGGUCGGUGGUUGAUAAGAUUGCGAAGAUGGAGGUGGAGUUGAAGGCGGUGGAGCCGUUGAAGAUGGAGUUGCAGAAGGCGCGUGGAGAGGCGCAGAGUUUGGUGGUUGUGAGGGAGGAGCUUAUGGCGAAAGCUCAGCAUUUGAAUCAGGAGAUUCAGAGGGUUCAUGUUGAUGUGAAGCAGAUUCCGGCUCUUAUAGCAGAGCUUGAGCGGCUCAGACAAGAGUAUCAGCAUUGCAGGUAA
Molecule: messenger RNA, 555 nt
Organism: Vicia faba (fava bean)
Lineage: Eukaryota; Viridiplantae; Streptophyta; Magnoliopsida; Fabales; Fabaceae
Source: the annotation of a GenBank genome assembly